Sycon ciliatum is the source of this 2874-nucleotide messenger RNA. RefSeq lists its product as uncharacterized. The record is from RefSeq and is a predicted model, not a curated record. The transcript has 6 exons. The coding region runs from base 259 to 1695 and encodes 478 amino acids. Lineage: Eukaryota; Metazoa; Porifera; Calcarea; Leucosolenida; Sycettidae. Gene Ontology annotation, molecular function: flavin adenine dinucleotide binding; N,N-dimethylaniline monooxygenase activity; NADP binding.
UCCUUCCCUUUUUACAUGUUUGUGUAAUUUUCAGAACUGAAGUGUUCCAGUCCACCACGAAUGAUCUGAACUGAAGCAGAGAGUAGUAUACUUAGUAAUCGUAAGUAGCACCGCUCUAUUUUAUUUCACUACAUGUACUCCCGAUCCCUGAUCUGAAGGUCGUUGAUGAGUUCUGGUCUGGUCAUACAUGGCUUUUCUUGGAUCAAAAUAAACCACGCCAACAUAGUGAUGCCGUAGUACUAGUAACAGAUCGCCAGAAUGCAACGCACGCGGAUUGCCGUCAUUGGCGCAGGAGCAGCUGGCCUGAGCGUUGCGAGGCAUUUCGUGCCCGGUCCAACAUACGAAGUGGUGAUUUACGAACAAUCUGACCAGGUUGGCGGAACAUGGGUGUAUCGUGAAGAGGUACCAGAGGAGAGUGAGGACCGUACGGUGCAUAGUAGCAUGUACAUUAAUCUCAGGACCAACUUGUCCAAGGAAACAAUGGCGUUUCCUGACAUGCCGUUCCCAGACGACCUGCCGACUUUCGUCGGGCAUCGCGACGUCCGUCAGUAUCUCACCGACUAUAGCAUGGUGUAUGACAUCGAGCCGCACAUCAGGUUUCACACCAGGGUAACCGACGUCCGUCCCGUCACGGAUCGUGCCCCCCACGGUGUUGGGGACGCCGCCGUGCGUAGCUCUGGUGAAUGCACCAGCGUCGACAGUGGUGGCAGUCCGCUGGUUGAUAUAGGACCGCGGUGGCAAGUCACCGCACGGUCACUCGACGGCGAAAACGGCGUUGCCGGUGCUACUCCCGUGGCCGACCAACAGGAGACUUUCGAUGCCGUGUUUGUCUGCAACGGGCACUACUUCCAACCAUUAGCCCCGACGAUACCUGGCCUUGCCGAACAUUUCCGUGGCAAUGUAAUGCACAGCCACAGCUACCGUCGGCCCGACACGUAUCAUGGACAAGUGGUGGUCGUGGCCGGAACGGGCUCCUCGGGCCAGGACAUCUGUCUGGAUGUUGCCAGCAAGGCGCAGCGCGUACUCGUGUCUGCGCACAGAGACCACUGGAUCAAGUCACCACUGCCGUCCAAUAUUGAACAGCGGCGUCGUAUCAAGUGUAUUGACGAGCAUGGUGGUGUGGUGUUUGAUGAUGGGCAUGUGGACCGGGUCGACUCCAUCCUCUGGUGCACAGGAUAUGCCUGCUCGUUCCCGUUCCUGCAUGACAGUUGUGGCGUGUCGGUGGAGCUGGACAGAGUAGUUAAGCCGCUGUAUCGUCAUCUUGUCAACGCUGCUCACCCGACAAUGUUCUUCAUCGCGAUACCAUUCCUAAUUGCACCUUUCCCUCUUAUGGCAAUGCAGGCACUGUUCGCCAAGGCCGUUCUGGAGCGCCGUCACACGCUGCCCUCGUUCGUCGACAUGGCCCGUUGGCAAGACGACGACCUAACCAAGCGCAGUGCCCGUGGCUUGCCACCGCACUACGCCCAUGCACUGUCUGGUGAUCAGUGGGACUAUGAUAAUGAACUAGCACGUUUAGCUGGCUCAGAGCCACUGCCUCCGCAUUACAAAGCUCUGUAUGAAUACACGAAAGGUACCCGGGCUGUGCGCUUGACCAUGUACCGGAACGUUCGUUAUCAACUGCGAGAUGAUGAUGCGCUGUUUGACGCCGUGGAUGUCGGCGGCUGCGGUGAGGGUCAAACACAGGGCCGGACGUGAUGCAAUAGUGGUGCGUGUGUGCGUGCACGCUUGUGUGUGUGUGUGUGAAAAAGCCACUUCAUAGCUGUGUGGUGUAGACCAGGCUGAAUAGUGCCGGUCAAUUCUUCAGCCUUGCAAGCUGUUGAAUGGUGCAAUCCCAGCACAAGCUGCUAUGGCUUCUGCUGUAGCAUCGCUAUCAUCGCCUCCGGCGAUGGGCGUCAAAUGCGUGCGGAUGUGUCUGGUUCGACCUGCGUAGGAAUUGUUUCGGUGGACUGUCCAUGGGCUGUAGAAAUACUUAGUACUCAGCAUGCUGUGCUGUAUCCCUCUGAUGGUAGAAUUUGAGGCAUUUCUCUAGACUGAUGGGCUGGUCCUAUAUUUACUUCUCUUGGUUUAAACACCGACCUGGCUUUCAUUAGCCUUUUUUAAAACAUAGUUUAAAGUUGCAACCACUUCUAGGGAUGUGCAAAUUCCAUGGCAGCCAUACCUGCUUUAGAGAUUACUGCAAUUCAAAUGCUCAUAUCGUUACAAGGUCUCUCUGCUGCAAAUGUCAUGUCAGGUUCACCUGCUUUUUGGUCGUGCAUGGCCCAUCGUAACUUAUUUUUUAACUUUUUGAAAUAUUCUUCAAUUUUCAUUUAUUAUUUUGUCAAGCUCGCAGUUUGCUACGAUGAAUCAUGGAGUUGUUGUGACGUGGCAAUUUUCUUGUGUUUUUUUGUGUGUGUCAACGGGGCAUUCCGAGACUGGGAGUGCUUCUUUGUCCAUCCUGCUUGUACUUCGAAGUAGCUUUAGGUUUUUAUUCUCUUAAAUUAGUUUUAGGUAUUUCUCUUCUUACUUGUAGUCAUAAUUAUUGCUAGCUAUGCUCUUUUCCUUUGUAUUUAAUAGCUGGUGUAGUGAUAUAUUUUUUACGUAGUUUGCUGAUGUUUUUGCUUUCAAAUUUAUUUGGCAUGCGGUCAUAGCAGAUAGCUAUCCGAUGGAGAUUGAGCAUUUGACAGGCUUUUUUUUAAUAAGUGUUUUUUCCCGAUCCCGGUGACAUACAAGUCAGGGAUCAUCUUUCUGCUUCCGUUGCACGCCACCACUCCAUGACGAUCAAGCAUGAUCUUUGAAUGUCCAUGUAAUAAUUAUUUAUUUUUCCUGAAUUCUUUGUCAGUGUUGUAUUGUAUUUUAUUGUGUCUUUUGUCCGUAAAAAAAGGCUUCACUAACACC